CAAGAGGGCUACACAGAACCUGGAAAGGGAAGGCGUCCUCUUUGACCUCCACCCCCAGGCUUCUGUAGCUCGGACAUCUGGACCGCCUCUCGGGGGAUGUGGUGAGCGCGCGCGAACAGCCCCGGAAGCCACCCGCCCAAAAAGAUGCCGGCCUUCCACAGUCUGUGUCCCCUGGUUUCUCUCGUGCUCAUCUACUGGGUCAGCGUCUGCUUCCCUGUGUGUGUGGAAGUGCCCUCAGAGACAGAGGCCGUCCAGGGCACCCCCAUGAAGCUUCGCUGCAUCUCCUGUAUGAAGAGGGAAGAGGUGGAGGCCACCACCGUGGUGGAGUGGUUCUACAGGCCCGAGGGCGGUAAAGACUUCCUUAUCUUCGAGUAUCGCAAUGGCCACCAGGAGGUGGAGAGCCCCUUCCAGGGACGCCUGCAGUGGAACGGGAGCAAGGACCUGCAGGACGUGUCCAUCACUGUGCUCAACGUCACUCUGAACGACUCCGGCCUCUACACCUGCAACGUGUCCCGGGAGUUUGAGUUUGAGGCGCAUCGGCCCUUUGUGAAGACCACGAGGCUGAUCCCUCUCCGAGUCACUGAGGAGGCUGGAGAAGAUUUCACCUCUGUGGUUUCAGAAAUCAUGAUGUACAUACUUCUAGUCUUCCUCACCCUGUGGCUGCUCAUUGAGAUGAUAUAUUGCUACAGAAAGGUCUCGAAAGCUGAAGAGGCAGCCCAAGAAAAUGCGUCUGACUACCUUGCCAUCCCAUCAGAGAACAAGGAGAACUCUGCAGUACCCGUGGAAGAAUGAAGCGGUGUGACUUGAGGUGGCCUGAACACUGAGGGACUGGAUAUCCCAAGUUCAGUGAUGUCUGCAGCAUCAGGAGAGUGCCCCAGUGGCCCCGUCACUUCCUUCCUGCAUCCAUCUUUCUGCUCAUUCGUCAUUCAUCCACCCAACUCUGAGCUUUCCCUGCUGACUUCCUAACUCUGUCAGAACUCCACACACCAUAAGACUUUGCCAGAGCUAAGGAGCCAACAUUUCUACACAGAUUCAACCUCACACUGCCCUGGAUUUCAAGCAAGCAGCUCCCAUGCCUACUGGAUUUCUCCCCUGUACUCCAAAUAACUUUGUACAAGUGCUGGAAGUAUCACCUGUCCUUGCCCCUAGCUCUCUGGAACUGGCUCAUUCUCCAUUGUUGCAAGAGGAUGUCUUACCAGUAGGAACAAGCAACUAGUUGGGUCAAACCAAAAGCAUGUCAUGUACUUGAACUCUCUGAAGUCAGUUUUUUGAAGUUUGUGGCCCACUUGGCUACAGCGCCAGAGAGAAGCAUGUUUCUCUAGAUUCUCCAAUGACAAAGAUCCUUAAGCAUGGACUAAAAUGCUCUCUGGAGCUUAGUCCUCAGGACUAGAUCCCCAUAGGUCUCUAAAGACUGCACUGGACACAGUCCUGAGAAGCCAAGGGCAAGAGACUUGGGAAGGACCAAGGAUGGUUUAAAUGGCUCCAGAAAGCCAUAUAUCAUGUUCCUGAUCUUAUUGGGAUGAUGUAUAUAUGCCCUUCCUAGAGAGCAUAUCACCUGUGGAUUGGGGCUGGAAUUCCUAAGUUCUUCCUCUCAAAAUCUCCAUGGAUCAGUAUUAUUCCUCAUUUUACAGGAGGCAUCUGAGAUUCACACAGGGCUCCACUGGGUGAGAAACUUAAGAGAACAAACUUAAAGAGCAGCAGUAAGCUUUGGAUGCUUCCCAGUUUACUCUUGGGAUAGACAGUUUUGUUUUUGAAAAGAGUUGGACAUUGGGCUUGGCGGUGGCCACACCUCUUGCAGAAGCACAAAUUUGGGAUGGAUGAUCCAGCUGGCGUUAGCUAUGACAGAUCCCAGAAACUGGAAACCAGCCAGGAAAGCAGAGAGGAGGACAUGAGUUGGACGUGAAGAAUUUCCUGUAAAAAUCUGUGAACCUAAAAUAUCUUUCAGAAUGAGGUUUCAUCUGAGAAUGCCAUUCAAACUAAGAGAAAUGCCUAUUAAGCUGGGCAUGUUGGCACAUGCUUACAACCUGAGAGGCUGAAGCAAGAGGAUCAUGAGUUUGAGCCCAACCUGGGUAA
This is a messenger RNA of Chinchilla lanigera (long-tailed chinchilla), 2073 nucleotides long. RefSeq names its product sodium channel, voltage gated, type III beta subunit (gene Scn3b). The coding region runs from base 145 to 792 and encodes 215 amino acids. Gene Ontology annotation, biological process: sodium ion transport; regulation of heart rate by cardiac conduction; ventricular cardiac muscle cell action potential. Gene Ontology annotation, molecular function: sodium channel regulator activity. The transcript has 7 exons. Gene Ontology annotation, cellular component: voltage-gated sodium channel complex. Lineage: Eukaryota; Metazoa; Chordata; Mammalia; Rodentia; Chinchillidae. The record is from RefSeq and is a predicted model, not a curated record.